GCUAAUAUUUUUGACGCACACACGUUUCACGUUGUGCCAUCCGUGUUCUUCUCUCCAUCCCAAAAUUUCGGCGGUGCCCGUGUGCCAUCCUCUCCGAAUAAUCCACCACCAAGCCAAGAACUUCAAGAACCGAGCUUUCGAAUUUGAAGAGAAGAUCCCUAAUCGUUGGAGCGCGAAAGGCACAAUAUUGAAAAUGCAAGUCUCGGGUGCUAUCAGCGACGUUUUGGUGGUGCUUCCACCUUCGGCAUCUCUCAGGUUACCAGAAUUCCGCCAUUUGCAUGCUUUUGGUGUUUCUGACGCCAAGAAUUUUCUUUCUGGUGGAUUUCUUAAAAGCUGUCCUUCAUCUUACAAUCCUAAGCACAACAACGAACUCUACAAUUUCCGAGCUAGAGGCUUAGUUACAAGAGCAUCAGCAGAUUCAAGCGAUAAUUUGGAACCUUUUGCUCCUCUCCAAUUUGAGUCACCAGUUGGCCAACUCUUGGAACAAAUUUCAAAUACCCAUCCUCAUCUACUGCCAGCAGCCAUUGAUCAGCAACUAGAGAACCUUCAGACUGCUAGAGAUGCCCAGAAAGAAUCGUGGAUUUCAUCUCAUGAUUCCCUUUACAAGAGGAUAGCUGAAAUUAAAGAGAAAGAAAAGCGUACAGCAUUGGAAGAGAUAAUAUACUGCUCAGUUGUACAUAGAUUUUUAGAGAACAAUAUUUCAAUGAUUCCAAAAAUAUCAGCAACUUCAGAUCCUACUGGUCGAGUGGAUUUAUGGCCUAAUCAAGAGCUGAAACUAGAAGCUGUUCAUUCUCCAGAGGCAUUUGAGAUGAUACAGAGUCACUUGUCUUUGGUACUAGGAGACCGACUUGUGGGUCCACUCCAGACAAUUGUUCAGAUUAGUAAAAUUAAACUGGGAAAGUUGUAUGCUGCUUCAAUAAUGUAUGGAUAUUUUCUCAAACGAGUUGAUGAACGGUUUCAGCUUGAGAGGUCAAUGGGAACCCUUCCGAAGGAUUUUGGAAAAGCUAAAAGCUUUGAUGAACCAUCAUCGACAAACAAGCUUUGGGAUCCUGAUUCCUUGAUCACAGUUCGUGAUUAUGACGAAAGUUAUAAUGACAGUGAUUACUUGGAUACUGGUGACGGCAAAUCAUUCCGACUGAGAGCUUAUGUGAUGCAGUUGGACGCAGAGACGCUUCAGAGACUUGCCACCGUACGAUCUAAGGAAGCAUUAUCAUUGAUUGAAAAGCAAACUCAGGCCCUGUUUGGAAGGCCGGAUAUCCGUGUAGCUGAUGAUGGUUCAAUUGAAACCUCCAAUGAUGAAUUGCUUUCACUCACCUUCUCUGGCUUGACCAUGCUAGUUUUGGAGGCCGUGGCUUUUGGAUCAUUCCUGUGGGACAAAGAAAACUAUGUUGAAUCCAAAUAUCCUUUUCUUAAUGACUAGAUGACUGUACCCGUCUUUUCACUGUACUUCUUAGACUGUAAAGAAUGUAAAUGUAAUGCAUGAAAAUUUACGCUGUAGUAAUCUGUUAGGCGGCGUUUGGGUUGUCAAGGAAUUGUUUGCUAGUUAGUUUCAAUAUUAUAGAACUUCAGAAAAACCACAUGUGUGUGAAGGUAUACAGGAAAAUGUACGUAGAGCAAUGGAACCUCAACGAAGUUAAAGCCUCAGUCAGUUAACUGGGAUUUCCUCAAUCAAAAAGUUACAUGUAUUGUUGACUCA
Abrus precatorius (Indian licorice) is the source of this 1696-nucleotide messenger RNA. RefSeq names its product UV-B-induced protein At3g17800, chloroplastic. The transcript is spliced from 4 exons. NCBI's taxonomy places the organism in Eukaryota, Viridiplantae, Streptophyta, Magnoliopsida, Fabales, Fabaceae. The coding region runs from base 194 to 1420 and encodes 408 amino acids. The record is from RefSeq and is a predicted model, not a curated record.